This is a messenger RNA of Loa loa (African eye worm), 837 nucleotides long. RefSeq names its product HIT zinc finger family protein. The record is from RefSeq and is a predicted model, not a curated record. Gene Ontology annotation, cellular component: Swr1 complex. The coding region runs from base 55 to 579 and encodes 174 amino acids. Gene Ontology annotation, biological process: chromatin remodeling. The transcript has 6 exons. Lineage: Eukaryota; Metazoa; Nematoda; Chromadorea; Rhabditida; Onchocercidae. Gene Ontology annotation, molecular function: nucleosome binding.
UUCAGAUUUGCUAUUUUUUUUGGUGGGAAUUGAUGGGUCGCAUUUGUAGCGUUAAUGAGUAUUAGUCGAACAAUGCAGGCACAGCGACAUUCUGUUCGUUUGCAUGCAGCUGAAUCAACCCGUGUGCUAGAUGAGAUAACACGGAAACGACGUUUAAGAAAACAAUUAGAAGCCCUCGAACAGGACAAUUUUCAUGAAGAUCCUCACGCACAAUUGCAGUGGCAUAAAAAUAUUCCCAAAUUCGAAGAUGACCAACUGGGACAGUCAUCAGCCCGUAAAGGAGAUACUGAACCAGGAAAGAAAAAGAAGAAAUUCAAAGUGGAGUAUUUUAAGCAGAGAUUUCGGAAAAAUUUCUCAGCUUUAGUUGAAGAGGAAACGCUGUCGAAAUCUAUGGAAAUUUCGGGUUUUGAUGCAUAUAAUGCUGCACGGGCACCACCAAGUAGCAUACCGCCACGGCAGUUUUGCUCAGCUUGCGGUUUCUUCUCCAAAUAUACUUGCAUGAGAUGUGGUGCGCGAUACUGCUCAAUAAGUUGCAGAGAUCUGCAUAAUGAUACUAGGUGUUUGAAAUGGACAGUGUGAGCAAGAAUCUGAAUGGAGCGGAAUGAUUUCACGAACGGAAAUCCUGAAAAACUUGCUCUCCAUAAAUACAAAUUUUCACACCAACUCCUUUCGGAGAAAUUGUUUAAUAUUCAAAAUUCUUUACUUUUGUAUAUGGCUGUUGUUACUAUGUAUUUUUUUAUUUUAAAAUAGGCAUAAAUAGGUAAAGAAAAAUGCAUUAUCGAUGAAGAAAACGGACGACGCUUCCAAUCAAUCACCCAGCCAUUUUCUAUAUUGCGC